This is a messenger RNA of Papaver somniferum (opium poppy), 2017 nucleotides long. RefSeq names its product carbon catabolite repressor protein 4 homolog 3-like. The record is from RefSeq and is a predicted model, not a curated record. Gene Ontology annotation, molecular function: 3'-5'-RNA exonuclease activity. Lineage: Eukaryota; Viridiplantae; Streptophyta; Magnoliopsida; Ranunculales; Papaveraceae. The transcript has 13 exons. The coding region runs from base 38 to 1348 and encodes 436 amino acids.
UUCUCGUUUCUCCUGCUCUUGAACCCUGAACCUUGUUAUGGCUUUGGAAGCUCUUUCUCUAUCCUUCUCCUCCCAAGCUCUCUUCUCCAGGAAAACCUUCCAUGGUCGUUCACUCAGAAGCUGUUGCUUCUCCAGAACCAGUUUAUCAAUCAACAUCUGUAACCGCAUUGAACGUUGGUACAAUCCCAACAGUAAUAAAACAUUUGUCCAUCCGAAGAUUAUUAGGCGUUGGGUUGAAUCUGAUUCUCCACCACCUCACUCUAACGAUAAGUUUACGGUUGUUUCGUAUAAUGUAUUGAGCGAGAAGAAUGCUUCGAAACAUGGAGGUUUAUACUCAAAUGUGGCUUGUCAGUUUGUGAAUUGGGAUUACAGGAAGAAACUUAUUUGUGAGGAACUUAUUGGAUUGGACUCUGAUAUCAUCUGUUUGCAAGAGGUGGACAGAUAUAAUGAUCUUUCGGCGACCAUGGAGAAAGAAGGUUAUGUUGGCAAUUAUAAGAGACGCACUGGAGAUGCCACAGAUGGUUGUGCUAUGUUCUGGAAACCAAAUGUAUUCAAGUUAUUGGAAGGAGAGAGCAUCGAGUUCAAGGAGUUCGAACUCCGUGAUAAUAUUGCUCAACUGUCUGUUUUCGAGAUGUGUAAUGCAGACACAAGUCGAAUUUUAGUUGGCAAUAUACAUGUUCUUUUCAAUCAAAACCGAGGCGACAUGAAAUUGGGUCAAAUUCGCUUGCUCUUGUCAAAAGCACAUGCCCUGUCGGAGAAAUGGGGAAAUAUUCCUAUGGUGCUAGCUGGUGAUUUCAAUAUCACUCCUCAGAGUGCCGUCUACAAGUUCUUGUCAUCUUCAGAGCUGAAUAUCACGUUACACGAUCGCAAAGAUUUAUCUGGACAGAAGAGUCGUCACCCUGCUCAAUUUACUGGUGGAAAACUCAAACCAGGCAUUUUGAAGGACAGCGACUUUGAGUAUUGCUGGACUGAUGAAGAGAUUGAAUAUGCCACUGGAGAUUCAAGUAAAACUGUACUCGAAAACCCUUUGAAGCUGCGCAGCUCCUACGCCACAGUGAAGGGAACUGCGAGAGAUUCUCUUGGGGAACCCUCAGCUACUUCGUAUCACUCAAUGUUCCUUGGAACUGUCGAUUAUAUUUGGUACUCAAACGACCUUGUUCCUACGAGGGUUCUUGAUACCCCAUCAAUCAAUCUUUUAUUGAAGACUCGCGGAUUGCCAAACAAGCAUUUGGGCAGCGAUCACCUGGCAUUGGGUUCAGAGUUUUCUUUCACUGAUUGUAAUAAAGAAGAUAAAAAUGGCUCAACAACAACUGCAGCCUCAACAGCAGCAACAGAAAUUGUAGAAUGAGAUCUGGGAAGUGGUGAUGCAAGAGAAAUAGAGAGAGACUUAACGUAGAAAUAAGCUUGGUCAUUACUUGAGAAGUGUAGUACAUUACAACCCUUAGAUUGUUGUUGGAUAACACCACGUAGAGAUUGGUAGUUUGUUAUCACUAUUAAGAGUAAGAAGUAAGAACUAUAUGUGGAAGAAUCGAUGAUAGUAUUCCAUAAGUUACCUAUUGUUGAAGCAAACAUUGCAAACAUCCCCACAACUAUGCAUCCCUGAAAUUAUGCAAAAAACCGCCACUUAUUACUGUGUUUACCCAAUUAAGAAACCAUGGCUGACUGAAUUUGCUCGGUUUCUCAAUAGCCAGCCACAAUAUACAUAGAAGCUGCAUAAUGUCAUGCUAAUGUAUCAGUUAUUGGAUUAACUUCGUUAUAAUCAGACCCUGUCCAGGUAAGUAUGUUUUCCUGUUCCCAUGUCUCUCUCUUUGUACUCCAUUCUCGUUACUUGUAUUAACAGGUUUGUGCGUUGCAAAGCUCAGCACCAAUGUUCUAGUGGUAAAUCACAUGUACUCUUAGUUUUCGCAUCGUUGGUAGUCUGAUACAUGAUCAAUCAUGUAUAGUGUGGAUGCAUAUCAAGAACUAGUGCUUGGUGUAAAAACAGCUUGCCCAUUUUUUAUCGUCUCAUUUUGCAUUA